This is a messenger RNA of Nerophis ophidion (straightnose pipefish), 2109 nucleotides long. RefSeq names its product double C2-like domains, delta (gene doc2g). The coding region runs from base 394 to 1677 and encodes 427 amino acids. Lineage: Eukaryota; Metazoa; Chordata; Actinopteri; Syngnathiformes; Syngnathidae. The transcript is spliced from 13 exons. The record is from RefSeq and is a predicted model, not a curated record. Gene Ontology annotation, cellular component: membrane.
CUUCCGCCGAAUCCGCCGCCUUUUUUGUGUUAACUUCCGGCUGCGACUCAUCAUGGCGGACCUGCGUCCUUAUUGCACCUGUUUGUGUUUCCACUCAAUAACGGCACACCGGAGCUCCUUGAGGCCGACCAUGUGUGCGGUCUCGGCGAGCAUCCUGGGGCCCAUCAACUCACAGAAGUCGUCGAAGUCGACAUGGCCUCCCCCUGCAGACAGUCAGCACAUACAGGUGCAUGUCUUUGGAGGUGGGAGGAAGCCGGAGUACCCGAAGGGAACCCACGCAGUCACGGGGAGGACAUGCAAACUCCACACAGAAAGAUCUCAAGCGCAGGAGCGGACCCAGGACCUUCGUAUUGUGAGGCAGUAGACUCAUUCUAAUCCCCUUCAACAGCCCACAUGAGCGUCUCCAAAGCGCCGCCGCCGCCGUCCAACUCCCACCUGACCAUCCCUCCUUCCUCUUCCUCCACGCCCUCGUCGUCCGCUUCCUCGCCCUCGGCCACGCCCCACUCCUCGGCCCCGCCCCCUCCCUCGCCCGUCAAGAUUUCUAUGCAGGAGCACUUUGCCAUCAAUGUGUGUCCGGGCCCCAUCCUCCCCAUCCCGCAGAUCUCCGAUUUCUUCCCACGCUUCCACGACUACCCCUGCACGCCGCCGCCGCCGCGGGAGAAGAAGAUCCUGAAGGAGGAGACCUUCAACGGCGACAUGGGCCUGGGCUUCAGAGAUGGAGAGAAGCAAGCCGAGAGCGGCGCCGACCGAGAGGAGGCGGCCGACUCUGAUGACGACGACACCUACUUGGGGACGCUGGAGUUCACGCUGCUCUUUGACCAGGACAACAACUGUCUGCACUGCACCAUCCACAAGGCCAAGGGACUGAAAGCCAUGGACUCCAACGGUCUGGCUGAUCCAUACGUCAAGCUUCAUCUCCUGCCCGGGGCCAGCAAGGCCAACAAGUUACGCACCAAGACCCUGAAGAACACCCUCAACCCGGUGUGGAACGAGACCCUGGUGUAUCACGGAAUCACAGCGGCUGAUAUGACCACCAAGACUCUCAGGCUGUGUGUGUGUGACAUGGACCGACUCGGCCGCAAUGAAUUCAUCGGCGAGGUGAGAGUGGCCCUGAAGAAGCUGCGAGAAGGAGACAACAAACGCUACAAUAUGGGUCUGGAGAGAAUUGCACCGAAUAAAGAGUCCAACAAUCAAGCGGUGGAGCAGGGAGCUCCGACUGCAGAGGAGGAGCGUGGCCGAAUCCUGGUGUCGCUGUGCUACAACACGGAGAAGGGCUGCCUGCUGGUUGGCAUCAUACGCUGCGCCCAUCUGGCCGCCAUGGACUCUAACGGCUACUCUGACCCCUUUGUCAAAAUCAUCCUGCAGCCUGACAUGGGGAAGAAGUCCAAAUACAAGACGACGGUGAAGAAAAAGACUCUCAACCCCGAGUUUAACGAGGAGUUUUCCUACGAGGUGACGCUGGACCAGCUGGCCAAGAAAACCCUGGAGAUCUCAGUGUGGGACUACGACCUGGGAAUGAGUAACGACUUCAUAGGUGGCGUGGUGCUGGGCAUCAAUGCCAGCGGACAGAGACUCAGACACUGGUUCGAGUGUCUCAAAAACAAAGGGAAGAAGGUGGAAUACUGGCACACGCUCACACAGCAGGGGGCCCCCCCCAGCACGGACAAACCCGACUAGACUACACCCCCCCAUUUAUUCCCCUAAAGGGAUGAAAAGAAGAAGACAUGCAAUAAUACCAAUGGUGUUGAAGACCAAAUGUAAUAUUCCUGACGUCGGUGAAGGUGUUUAUUUAUUUAUUUAUUUUUAUUUAUUUUUAAUUAUUUAUUUUCCAAGGUGGACCAAAUGCUCUUAUACAUGUAACAAGGGGAUACACGCAAAGUUUCAGACCAGGUAGAAAGACACUCGCCGUCCAACCAAUGAAGAGCUGCAUGAAGGAGGCCAGCGCCCCAGCCCCCCCACUCGUGUGACACUGUUGUCACCACAACAACGUUGGACUUGUUAUAUAACGAUACAAAGCACAAACUCAUCUGGUGGAUUUAUAUACCAUGUCUCUGUUUUGAACUCUACUUACCGUGUCUCUGUCACCGACUCAGUCAUGGUGUGUGUGUG